Messenger RNA from Lytechinus variegatus (green sea urchin), 2930 nucleotides. Its product is annotated as homeobox protein Nkx-2.2a-like. The transcript is spliced from 2 exons. Gene Ontology annotation, molecular function: DNA-binding transcription factor activity, RNA polymerase II-specific; RNA polymerase II cis-regulatory region sequence-specific DNA binding. Bases 449 to 1765 code for a protein of 438 amino acids. Gene Ontology annotation, cellular component: nucleus. NCBI's taxonomy places the organism in Eukaryota, Metazoa, Echinodermata, Echinoidea, Temnopleuroida, Toxopneustidae. Gene Ontology annotation, biological process: cell differentiation; regulation of transcription by RNA polymerase II. The record is from RefSeq and is a predicted model, not a curated record.
UAAGAUGGUGCGUGUGUGUGCGUGUAUUUAUCGAUAGAGUUCGUCGCCUCUGAUUAUUACCAUUGGGGGUUUCUUUGAACCAUUGAGGCGAUGAGCCGAGUCUUUAGGGGGGCAGGGUCACAUUUUAUCGUGGCUUCGUGACACUUUACCUUCAGCGCUAGUGGCGUUCGCACUGUCUCUCAUCAAGUCGUCUCGAAAAAGGUUUCUCAUUUCAGCUACCUGCUCUUUCGUUCUCGAUCUCACCAUCCUCGAUUUUUUUUGUUAUUGCAUCUCAACUUAAUUAGUGCAUGAUUUCAUCACGAACCUGAUCUAAUUACUUAUUCUCUGGAUACAUGCUAAAUAAUUUCAAAGUGGAUGCAUGCAAUGUUACUGUGAUUGUCUUCAUUUAGACGGAUACCUACAUGAAUGUUAUUUCUUCAUCACCUGCAAGAGAUUGAAUAUCUAUUAAAUGUCUGUGAUAUCACCUCAAACUAAGCCAGAUUCUGGUUAUUUCUUUUCUUCUCCCGGUUUUCCUACCAGCCGACACGCCUAUAUGAAUAGCCAAGCUCUAGACUUCGGCUCUGUCGGUCAGCUCCAGAGCGCCAACAAGCAUGCUAAACUCUUCUCAGCGGACCUCCUCAACUCCGCCAUCCUAGAAGACUCGGAUGCUGCGAUGAAUGCCGCCAAAACGAGCUUUUCAGUCAAAGAUAUCUUGGACCUACCACACGCCGCCGUGGCUGCCGCCGCUGCUGCGGGGGUGACCGGAGCGACUCACCCGAUCACCGGACUGCCGCUGGAUAAGGCAUUCCUUACAGACUCGCAGAUGGAAGCAUUAAAACAGACGAUGACUAACGGGACAGACCAGGGAACAGGUGGCGGUGGUGGAGGAGGACGAGUGGAUACAGGAGUGGUCUCUGGACAGACGGGUGUGGAUUCGAUCUACGAUCAGAGUGAUAACCCGUAUACCAGAUGGCUUCAAAAUCAAGGAGGCGAUGCAGUCCAUUAUCCAUCGUUGACACAGAACACAGUAUCCCACAACAGCACCUCAUCCACCGCGACAUCACCUACUUCCACGACGGCAUCCGCUCAGGUUCACGAAGAUGACGACGACGACAUCGACUCCAUUGCUUCCGAUAAGGACGGUGACUCGGCGAGUCGUGACACGUCAUCGCCGUCAUCGGGUGAUCCUCCGAAGAAACGAAAGCGACGUGUGCUGUUCUCCAAAGCCCAGACAUACGAACUAGAGAGGAGAUUUCGACAGCAGAGAUACCUAUCCGCACCAGAAAGGGAACACUUGGCGAGUAUCAUCCGACUCACGCCAACACAAGUCAAGAUUUGGUUCCAGAACCACCGCUACAAGCUGAAGCGUGCCCGCCAAGAAAAGGGCCUAGACUUGAAUCCAUUACCGUCUCCUCGACGCGUUGCCGUUCCCGUUCUGGUGAGAGAUGGCAAACCUUGCAACGCUGGUAUGGGUGGUAUGAAUGGUACCAACAUGGGAACACAUGGAGCUGCAGCAGCAGCGGCGGCAGCGGCAGCAUCGGCCUGCAUGUCAGCAGCAGCCAAGUCUCACCAUCAUCACCAUCACCACCACCAAGACUCGUUGUUGGCGCCCACGGCAGCCGUGACGGCCCCACCACCUCUACAACACAUGCAACAUUAUCCGUCACCUUGUAGCUAUUCAACAGUGACAGCACCGUAUAACAGUAACUAUAGUUCAUUUAGCAACAUGUCAAUGGCAAACAACAUGCAGUACACAGGUUCAAUGGCACAACCUUGGGCGUGGUGAGGUAGGCCUACAAGAAAAAAAAAGAUGCCAUGAACUGUUCUAACUUUUCAACUCUGCUCGUUGGGUUAAACAGGACCUCAAUUGAAAUAAUUAUUAAAAUCUGCUUUUGUUUUGUGGAUUUGCCGUUUUGAUCAAAUCAAUUAAAAAAAUACGAGGCCGCGACCUGCGCCCCGCAACGUAAAAGUUGGUGAUGAAUUGCAAAUAUGAAAGAACCACCCUGAUUGGUUCUUGGUCAGUGUUUUGAACAAAGUGCGCAUGCAACGGUGAUCUUGAUUGGGCAUUGGCAUUUAGCGAUUGAUUGCAAACCUAUGUUAGAGAGUUCCGGGUCCCUUAACACAAAGGUUAUACGAUUAAUCGCUUAUUAUUUUGAAAGAACAGUUCUGACUGGUUCUUAGUCAGUCUACUGAGCAUGCAACGAUGAUCUUGAUAGGCCAUUUCAUUUAGCGAUUGAUCGCUAACCUUUGUGCUACCGGGCCAAGGUGGGUGUUUCAUAAAGCUGUUCGUAAAGUUACGCACAACUUUACGCACGACUGGAAUAUGUUCUUAGGUCCUACAUCAAUCACAUAUUGAUAUCACUAAGCGCAAGAAAGGAUCACCAGUCGUGCAUAAAGUCAUUCGUAUCUUACGAACAGCUUUAUGAAACACCCACCAGGACACAAGUUGCUGGAUAUGACAUUUUAAAGCGUGUGUGUGGGUGGAUGUAUGUGUGUUUUUUUAAAGAGAGGGGGAGGGGCUAUUCCAACACCAAAGUAAAAGACGGUGGGAUAUGAAAUGUAAGACUGUCCCAUUAACGUCAUCGCUUACCACUGAAAUAAGUAUUAUGUAAGAAAAUUCGACAGAGGAAAGUAUAAUGGAAAUAGUUUUAACACUCAAGAUGGACGGCAUGACCGAUUCAUGCGUUGUGUUUAUGAUAAGCUAUAUACUAAUGAGAUAAGCUGUAAGUUAUACCAAAGAAGUGAAUUUAAGAACAAUUGCCACCUACUUGAAAUGUCAUUAACUACCUGAUGUAUAUAGGUGCUUUUUACUUGAAAGAAUCACUAAAUGGUUUUUUUUAGAAAUAUAUCGUUCUUUAACAAUGUAUCGUGCUUGAUUAAUUGCGGUAAUUGGAUUAUUUUACUUCAAAGACAUUCGGGAUUGUCGUAGAAUCUGAUAUUUAGGUAAAAAG